AUGAGCGAGCAACUAAAAUUUAUUGUCGAACAACUGAACAAAGAUCCGUUUCGGAAAAACUUUAAUCUAAUCACGUUUGACUCCCUCGAACCGAUGCAGCUGCUCCAGAUUUUAAAUGACGUUUUAGCUGAAGUAGACCCAAAGCAAGCUAUUGAUAUUCGCGAGGAAAUGCCCGAACAAACCGCCAAGAGAAUGUGUACUCUGCUUGGAAUGCUGAAAUACAAACCACCUGGCAACCAAUCAGAGCUGAGCAACUUCAGACAGGGUCUUGUGGUUGGCAGCAAACCUGCUGUUCAUCCCAUCCUGCACUGGCUUCUGCAGAAGGUCCCAGAACUAAAGAAGAGAGCUUACUUGGCUCGCUUUCUUGUUAAACUUGAUGUUCCUGCAGAGUUUUUGGCAGAUGAUGUCAUCAGUGAUACAUAUCACCAGUAUGAAGAACUGGUGGAAGGAUUUAAGACCAACCAUAAGGAAUGUGAGCAGCUCAGGACAUCAGGGUUUUCCACAGCAGAAAUCAGAAGGGACAUCAGUGCAAUGGAGGAAGAGAAGGGUCCACUUAUUAAACGUGUGGAAAGGUUGAAGAAGCGGGUGGAGUCAGUGUCCAACCAUCAGCAGAUGCUGGAGCAGGCCAGACAGCUGAGAAUUGAGAAGAAGCGAGAGGAGCAUUUGGCCCACCAGAAGCAAGAACAAAAGAACCAACUUUUUCAGGCAGAGCAGAGGCUGCAGAGGUUGCAGCAACAGUUAAAGGACAUGCGGCAGGCUGCAGCUGAUUCCAGUCCAGAUAGCUUAAUGAAAAGGCUCGAGGAGGAGAUCAAGAUCAACUCGUACAUGGUCUCUGAAAAACUCCCCAAAGAGUUGGAGAUCCUCCGACGUACAGUUCAGUACCUUCAGAAAGUGUCAUCAGAGCCCGCCAUGGGUCACGGUGAUCUCCUUGAGCUGGGGAACAAGAUUAAGGAAGUUGACUCUCAGAUAAAUCAGUUGAUUGAGAAGAAGAUGAUGAGAAGCGACCCUAUAGAUGACAAGCUGACUCUAUACAGGCAGCAGGCCUCCAUCAUCAUCCGUAAGAAGGAAGCAAAAGCUGAAGAGCUGCAGGAAGCAAGGGAGGAGUUAGCGGCUGCAGAGCGAGAACUGAAACAUAGGACAAACCAGGCACUGGCCUCCAAUGGGGAAGAGAUCAUCCGGGGUGAUGAGCUGAAACGUUUGGUGGUGAAACUGCGAAGCAAGGGUACAGUUUACAAGAAGAAACGUCAGGAAAUUGCAGAGCUGAAGGCUGAGUAUGGCGUUCUACAACGGACCGAGGAGAUUCUCAAGCAGAGGCAUGAGGCUGUCCAAGAGAAACUGCAAACUGUGGAAGCUGAGAAGGGUAUCUCCGGCUACAGCAAUACUCAGGAGGAACUCGAGAGGAUGUCAGCCAUCAAGAGCGAGCUAGAUGAAAAGAAGGGCCGCAAACUGGGUGACAUGUCUGAAAUGGCGAAGCAAUUAAAUUCACAGAUAGCGGAGAAGAAGUCGGCUCUCGCUCCAAUUAUCAAGGAGCUGAGGUCAUUGAGGCAGCAGUGUCAGGUUUUAAAUCAGGAAUAUGAAGAAAAGAAAUCCCAAUACGAAAGUUGUGCUGCUGGUCUGGAGAGCAACAGGUCAAAAUUGGAGCAGGAGGUGAAAGCGUUGAGAGAGGAGACGGCACAGGAGGAAAAUCGAUAUCAUUACAUCAACUGCAAGUCUGAGGUCAUUGAGAUGCAAAUACAGCGGGCGGCUGAGGAGAUGAAGGCCUACGUGUCCUCUGAUGUCCAGGAGAGGAAAAAGGCCAUCAGGGAAGUGUACAUGAAGAACAUUGCAGAGCAGGAGCUACUUGGCAAGAAGUUGCGUGAGAAACAGAAGCUGGUGAGGGAGAGCCACACUACUAACAUGGAGCAGAUGAAGAUGUGGCAAGACUUGGAGCAACUGAUGGAGUGCAAGAGGCAGUGCUUCAUAAGAGUGGAAUGCGAGGCAUCUGUCGGUCAGGUCAUCCAAGAAGGAGGAGAGGAUAGGCUGGUGCUGUGAGGGCUCACAUGAUUUCAGUACUUCCUUUUAAACCCCACUGUCCUGUUAUUUAAUUUAUUUAGUUUAAUUGCUUUAUGAAAAUGUAUUAAAAGCACAAUUUCAUCAAUCAUUGGAUAACUAUGUUUUAACAUUGGGUGACAGUUUUCUUACAUGAGCACAACUGUCCAUGACAAGGUUUGAGAUUUACAAUGUUUUAGCUCUCUGUGAGUCAGUCACCAGACGUUUUGACACGCGAUUAAUGUAGUUUCGAUCCAAGUGUCUCGUGAUAACGGCACACAUAGUGGAGUACCGGUGGACAUGGUCAACUAUUUUUAGCAGGAAUAACAUGACCUUGGACUGUUUCUUGCCAAUUUUGGAAGUAACUGUUGCCGUGUAUACAAUUAGCUAGUUAUUCUUUUUUGCCGAAAUAGUGUUUUCAUAGAUGUGAAAAUGUAAGCUAUACUAUGUUAUGUUUCUGUGUUUUAUAGGAUGUUAUAAUGUCAUGUUUAUUUUGACUGGUAAUGUGUGUUUUAUGUGCAAGAAUAAUGUCAACGAAUGUUAGAUUUUGACUUUUGUAAUGAGGAACUAUAAUGGUUUUGCAAUUAAAAUGUUCAAAAUCCAA
Syngnathus acus (greater pipefish) is the source of this 2632-nucleotide messenger RNA. RefSeq names its product intraflagellar transport 81 homolog (gene ift81). Gene Ontology annotation, cellular component: centrosome; cilium; intraciliary transport particle B. The record is from RefSeq and is a predicted model, not a curated record. The transcript is spliced from 18 exons. NCBI's taxonomy places the organism in Eukaryota, Metazoa, Chordata, Actinopteri, Syngnathiformes, Syngnathidae. The coding region runs from base 1 to 2031 and encodes 676 amino acids. Gene Ontology annotation, biological process: intraciliary transport; cilium assembly. Gene Ontology annotation, molecular function: tubulin binding.